Canis lupus familiaris (dog) is the source of this 6108-nucleotide messenger RNA. RefSeq names its product Scm like with four mbt domains 2 (gene SFMBT2). NCBI's taxonomy places the organism in Eukaryota, Metazoa, Chordata, Mammalia, Carnivora, Canidae. Gene Ontology annotation, biological process: regulation of DNA-templated transcription. Bases 282 to 2966 code for a protein of 894 amino acids. The transcript has 21 exons. Gene Ontology annotation, cellular component: nucleus. Gene Ontology annotation, molecular function: transcription corepressor activity; histone binding. The record is from RefSeq and is a predicted model, not a curated record.
GCCCCGCGCGCGCAGCGAGAGCCCCGGCCGCGGAGAGCGCCCGCCCCGGCGGAUCCCAGCCCACUGGUGGGAGUCCGCGUUCGACCAGGGCAGACCCUUCCCCGAAUCCGGAUCCAUCGCCGCUGCCCUCCAGUUUUCCCUCACCCCUCCACCCCCCACACCGAGGCCGAGCGACCUGGGGGACCGAUUGGCGUGUCUACACCAAGCCCGUGGAUCCAGGUUUCACCAGGUAAUUCUUCCUGCAGGAUGCACUAAGAGAAGAGGAUCCUUACUCACCAGGCAUGGAGAGCAGUUUAUCAGUUUCUAGCAUGCAGGACCCUUCCUCUUCACCCUUGGAGAAACAGCAGAGCUCAGCAAGCGGUAAUGGAGGUCUCGAUUCAGAAGAAGGUUCAAGCCUGGAGGAAAUUGGCUUUAACUGGGGAGAAUAUCUGGAAGAAACAGGUGCCAGUGCAGCUCCUCACACCUCCUUCAAACAUGUUGAAAUCAGCCUUCAGAGCAACUUCCAGCCGGGGAUGAAACUGGAAGUGGCCAAUAAGAACAACCCAGACACGUACUGGGUGGCCACCGUCAUCACCACCUGCGGGCAGCUGCUGCUCCUGCGCUACUGUGGUUAUGGCGAGGACCGCCGGGCCGAUUUCUGGUGCGACGUGGUGAUAGCAGAUCUGCACCCUGUGGGGUGGUGCACACAGAACAACAAGGCCUUGAUGCCCCCGGAUGCAAUCAAAGAGAAGUACACAGACUGGACGGAGUUCCUCAUUCGUGAUUUGACUGGCUCCCGGACAGCACCUGCCAACCUUCUAGAAGGUCCUCUGCGAGGGAAAGGCCCUAUAGACCUCAUUACAGUUGAUUCCUUAAUAGAACUUCAGGAUUCUCAGAGCCCUUUUCAGUACUGGAUAGUUAGUGUGAUUGAAAAUGUUGGAGGAAGAUUACGCCUUCGCUAUGUGGGAUUGGAGGACACUGAAUCCUAUGACCAGUGGUUGUUUUACUUGGAUUACAGACUUCGACCAGUUGGUUGGUGUCAAGAGAAUAAAUACAGAAUGGAUCCACCUUCAGAAAUCUAUCCUUUGAAGAUGGCCUCUGAGUGGAAAUGUGCUCUGGAAAAAUCCCUCACUGAUGCCGCACAGUUUCCUCUUCCGAUGGAAGUAUUUAAGGAUCAUGCAGAUCUGCGAAGCCAUUUCUUCACAGUUGGGAUGAAGCUAGAAACAGUGAAUUUGAGCGAGCCCUUUCAUAUCUGUCCUGCAUCAGUGACCAAGGUUUUUAACAAUCAUUUUUUUCAAGUGACUAUUGACGACCUCCGAGCAGAACCUAGUAAACUCUCGAUGCUGUGCCAUGCGGAUUCUUUGGGAAUUUUACCAGUCCAAUGGUGCCUUAAAAACGGAGUCAAUCUCACACCCCCCAAAGGUUACUCUGGCCAGGACUUCGACUGGGCAGAUUAUCACAAGCAGAAUGGGACAGAGGAAGCACCUCCCUUCUGCUUCAGAAACACGUCAUUCAGUCGGGGGUUCACCAAGAACAUGAAACUUGAAGCUGUCAACCCCAGGAACCCAGGAGAGCUCUGCGUGGCCUCUGUUGUCAGUGUGAAGGGGAGGCUGCUGUGGCUUCACCUGGAAGGUCUGCAGACUCCUGCUCCAGAGUUUAUUGUUGACGUGGAAUCUAUGGACAUCUUCCCAGUGGGCUGGUGUGAAGCGAACUCUUACCCUUUGACCACACCACACAAAACAGUCUCACAAAAGAAGAGAAAGAUUGCAGUUGUGCAACCAGAAAAACAAUUGCCAUCCACAGUGCCUGUUGAGAAAAUACCUCAUGACCUCUGUUUGUUGUCUCACUUGGAUACCACAGGUACUGUCAACGGGAAAUACUGCUGUCCUCAGCUUUUUAUCAACCACAGGUGUUUCUCAGGCCCUUACCUGAACAAAGGAAGAAUCGCAGAGCUACCUCAGUCGGUGGGACCCGGCAAAUGUGUGCUGGUUCUGAAAGAGGUUCUCAGCAUGAUAAUCAAUGCAGCUUACAAGCCCGGGAGGGUGUUGCGAGAACUACAGCUGGUGGAAGAUCCUCACUGGAAUUUUCAGGAGGAGACGCUGAAGGCAAAAUACAGAGGCAAGACGUACAGGGCCGUGGCCAAGAUCGUACGGACAUCCGACCAAGUUGCAGACUUCUGCCGGCGGGUUUGUGCCAAGCUAGAGUGUUGCCCAAACUUGUUCAGUCCUGUGCUGGUUUCGGAAAACUGCCCAGAGAACUGCUCCAUCCAUACCAAAACCAAGUACACCUAUUAUUACGGAAAGAGAAAGAAGAUCAUUAAGCCCCCAAUCGGGGAAGCCAGCGCCGAGAGCGGGCACCCGAAGCCAGCCAGACGAAGGAAGCGGCGAAAAUCCAUCUUCGUGCAGAAGAAGCGGAGGUCUUCCGCCGUGGACUUCGCCACGGGCUCAGGGGAGGAGAGCGAGGAAGAGGAUGCAGAUGCCAUGGACGAGGACACUGGCAGUGAGGAAACCAGCUCUGAGCUCCGCGAUGACCAGACGGACACCUCUUCGGCCGAGGUGCCCUCUGUGCGGCCCCGGAGGGCGGUCACCCUGAGGAGCAACUCGGAGCCGGAGCGCCGGCCGCCCGUGGAGAGGCCGCGGAGGGCCCGACGGGUGCAGGCGGCCUCCCGUGCCGAGGGGGCGGACCAGGGCACGGCCACCGGCCACGACCCUGUGGAGGAUGCAAAGCAAGAGGACGAGGAGAGACUCGUUCUGGAGAGCAACCCGUUGGAGUGGACGGUGACCGACGUGGUGAGGUUCAUCAAGCUGACUGACUGCGCCCCCUUGGCCAAGAUAUUUCAGGAGCAGGACAUUGACGGCCAAGCGCUCCUGUUGCUGACUCUCCCCACGGUGCAGGAGUGCAUGGAGCUGAAGCUGGGGCCCGCCAUCAAGCUGUGCCAUCAGAUCGAGAGAGUGAAAGUGGCUUUCUACGCCCAGUAUGCCAACUGACACUGCCCUGUAGCAGCGAUCCAUGGUCUCGGUGACGCAGCGGCUCGGGAGGGUUAGGGAUCGCAGCUUCGUUUUGCUGGACUGUGAGAUGGUACAUGCACUAAGUAGCACUGAAAAGCGGGAAGCAGGGAGGGCCCUGCUCAUGCUCCUGCCUGUUUGACAUGGCCACAUUUGCAAGAACGCCCAGGACCACCCCAGUGGCUUCUACACAGUGUUGGGCGCCGUGGAAAAUGGAAGAGCCUCUUUGUACAUCCACGCCUCGCCUUGCUCUGUCUGGAAACCAGGCAGCUCCCCACUAAGGGCUCUCUUCGACCACAGCCCCCUUUGCUUUGAAAACUAAGGCACAGUGGAAGGCUUUUGUCCACGUGCCCAUGGAGGACCCCCGGCUGGUCAUUCUGCUGUGGUUGUUACAAACACUUCUUUAGUAACGAUGCACAUGUGGCUAUGGCCGCAUGGGUGUCACUGCAAUUUGAUCUUGGGGGCGACUUAGUUCCCCAAAGCACUUGUUCCAGGGUGCGGUAAUGAAAGGAUGGGCUACACCUGCAUCACCUGUCAGAGGUGCCUUUUAGGAAGCAGGGGGCAUGAAGGCAGGCAGCAUGUCAUCACAGAGAGACCGUUCUUCCUGAGGGAUGGACCCCCAGAGCCUGUAGAGGGUUCCGUUUGCAAUCUCUUAGAGAACUUCACACACUGCUAACUUUCUCAUUUAAUUGUGACCAGAUUAGGGAGUCAUUCCUUUAGUCUGUUGGGAAAUACUGAGCUGUGUAUCGAAAGAAAAGCUUAAUUUCAGAGAGGAGUGGGAAAGGCAUCAGGAAGCUUUUAAUAAACCAGCCGCAUCCCCUUGGAGGACGCUGCAAUGAGUCUCUUGAUGAGGCUGGCGUUGAGUGCGCUCCAUCAGCCCUGGCCCUGGGAUUGCUAUGGAGGAGGCGGACACUCCUGGUGGGAAGCACGUCAGCAACCUGGGCCAGCCCUGCUCUCCCGCUGGCCCGGCUGAUGGCCAACUGUGACCCUGGAUGACGGGAUCACUCUGGAUGUUCCUGUCCACCUCCUGCUCCUGCUAAAGGCGAGUUCCGAUCUGCCCGCAUGAGACACAAUAGGUGAAGAAGACUCAUGUCACCACUGUGUUUACAGUCUCCUGUAGCCCACACUGGUUUGGAGGUUCCUGAUGACAUUUCUCAGGCAGUUCUUAUUACGUUGGUCGCGUCACCUGUGGAGAGACCUGAGGCUCUGAGAAUUGGCUGGGAUUUUGUUUUGUUUUGUUUUUGUACCAGUCAUUUCAUCUGCGUUUGCGUGUGAGGGACCAGUGCACUCAGUGAAACCCGAAUGGAUGGCUCUCCUCUGUUGUGGUCAGUGGCCCAAAUGCCUUUGGAAAUGGGCGCAAGGAAAGCAGACUUUUGGAUUGUCCCUCAGGGGACACGGAAGGGGAGCCUGCCCUACUGCUACGUUUGUACUGUAAUUAUCUUGAUCUCUCCUCCUUGAUUAGAGUCUCAGCAGCUGCAGUGACAUCGUGUGGUGGGCUUAUUAGCUGUCACGUUUCUGCUAUAUUUUUAUGGCAUGAUUAUCUGUCAGAUUUUGCAAAGUUUGAUUAUUAAUGCUGACCUUUACUCACACUGUGUUGCUGUUACAGACGCAAACAAGAAGCCUAUUUUGCAGGUAACUUUUUACUCCGCCCCCACACCUGGCUGAUUUCUACCAUGUUUUAAAUGUUUGGCAAGUGGGUUUGCCUGGGGACCAGUGACGGAAGGACCAGUGUCCUACACUGGCGCUGGCAGUGUGGUGGCCAGGUAGGGAGCAUCCGUGCUGACUGGCCCUUGGCUUGCGGUUGGGCUUCCAGCUCCUAGGCUGAAGCAUCGGUUUCCUCCCGGGUUCCCACCCCUGCCUCCUCAGCCACAUGCUUUUGGCCUUAAACGCUCAGCCUGGUGGAGUCUGUCGGAAAGGGCACCCAUUUUGAGAUCUUUGGCUUCUUCCCUGCACUGACUCACUUAGGAUCCUUCACCGUGGCCUUUCUGAGCUGAGCUAUUCCUGUUGUACCUGGAACAAGAGCAGAGGGUUGUGGUGGCUGCGACGUGGCACUGUAUUCACAGGAUGCGUGUCCCCUUCUUGUGCCCUUCCUGGUAGAGGUACAGAGAAGGAGGUGCUACAUCACGGAGGCAUAUGUUGCAGGCAUCUCUGGAGCCCCCCGGCCCUCCAGAGGAUCUGGAAGGAUCUCCCACUGGCAGGCUGGGCGAGAUGCGGCCACCGUUGCUGGCGAAGCUUCCUGCCUCCCAAGGGGCUGCGCACCCAAGACGCCCCAACUUCAGUCUUUUUCUGUAUGGCAGUCGGUCUCUUCACCCCCUUCCACUUUCUCGUGAGGGAGGAAGACGUAGCUGGGGCCAGAGGCUGAGGGCCCAGCUCUGGGGUCUCCCCCAUGAAGCUGUGUGUGCCACCUCCUGGCCCUCUGAGAGCCAAGAAUCCUUCCAGGACCCAGAAGAUGCUUUUGCUGUCAGUGUCACCAGCAUCCUCCUGAACUUGGACCCUCUGCGGACUCGCGCUGGUGGGUGCACUUCACAUGGGUAGCAACCUGGCUAUGGAAUGGGAAGGUGGCGUCUGUUUCUCUGUAGGAUUCACCCCCCACCAGCUUCUGUCUCAUAAAUAGGGCCGAUUUCCAAGGAACCUUUACCUCGUGGUUACUGUGUCUCUUACGGCAGGAAAUGCUGAUUCUAUACGCCCUACCCUGGGUACCACCACAGCCCCAGGCCAGACAUGUGUCGGCUGGAACACCAACAAGUGAUGCCCACCUCCUCCAUCCCUAGAUGCCACAACCUCCACUCUGUCUCUGUGAUGAUACUUUGGGACCAAAGUCCUGUGCUCUGAUUACCUGGGUCCUCGAUGCACCCUGCCACGCGUUACCUCCUGGAGCUGGAUGAGAAGCGUGUGUCCACUCUCCCAGCCAAGUAGACACUUCGCCAUCUGUACAGUGUGAGGCAGAAAUACCACCUUGCCUUUAAUGGUGGGAAUCAUCACGCAAUCCCAUCCCAAAACUGCGGGAGCUUGUCCAGCUCCUGCCUUCUUGACCGCAUCUGUACUGUAUUGGGAAAGUAUCCCAUCCACAAGAGGAUAAACCUUAAAAAAAAAAAAAAAACAAAAAAAAAAAACCUAAAAGGAA